GCCUCCACCAUCGCACGACAUUUUCUUUGUAAAAGAAAUUCCAACUAUACCGAACAAGGCACAGCUGCGUUCCGGUCGAUCUCAAGCAUUCGAGUUGCAAGGACCAGUUCCCGGUUAUCUGCCGCUACUCCCGAAGAGUACGAGUGCAUGCAUGUCUCAUUAGAGCGGGCGGACCUUAUCUCCAAACGCCUUUUUUCUCUCUCCCUCUGCCAACCCAACGCCGAUCCGGCCUAACAAAGCCACCAACAGAAAUAAGCAAUUAGUAUCGUCAGUGCUUUUUUUUUGUCAUUGCACCGCCAAAAAGGGGCAACUCGCACAAACCAUGCUUGGCCAGGACCAUAAUAUGAGGAUGAGAUCGCUCGAUCCCUCCCCUCAAGUUUAUUCACAUUCGAGAUCAAGAACCUCGUCUUCGAGUGUAUUCCCACAAGCACUCACCCCAAUGCAACACCUACAACAACCGCAGCCCUCUAUGGGCCACACCCGACGAUCACCUUCGGUCAACACAUUCAACAGCACCACGUCGAGCAAUCCUCCCCCCGCCGCUUACCGAACGUCGCCGACCGCCGAUGUUCGACGCAGUACUUCCUCGAGAUCUGGAAGUGGUCCUCCUACGAGCUAUGUCGCCCUAUUGCGAAAACAAAAGGCCACCGUAUGGUGCGAUCGAGCACAGACCGAAGACCCUCGAAUCCUAGCCCAACAGCGUGCGGCGAAACAAAGGGCGAACCAGGAAGUCACUGGCGGCGCCGCACAAAGCCGUACCUCAACAGGAUUGGGUAGUACCGGUGGCAAGGUUGCUGCUAAGAUUCGCCAUCACGGCAAGCCAGGCGUUGUAGGCUACACUCCCGACAGCAACUACAUGGGCGUAAGCGGAGUGCCGAUGCGUUUGAGCGCUACCGAAGUCGAAGGCGAAGACGGCGAAGAGGACGACCUGUCGAUGCGCCGUUUGCACCACCGUAGGACGGGCAGUAGUGGGCGAAGUAGCACCGCUAGUAGCAGGCGCGGCCUCGCAUACCGUACCUCUGGUGCCUCCCAAGGCAGCAAAAGAUGGAGUCCUGGCGAUACCCCAGAACGAGCCGGUAGUAUGGUCAUUGAGGACGCCGAAUUCACACCCGGUGAUGACAAGGGCGGCCGACCCCAGAGCACUCGUAGUGGAAGCAGUGCAGAGAAAGCUGAUGCUCUACCGGAGCUUGGUAGCGUUAGCGCUACCAAAUUGGCUAGCAAUAGUCUGAUGAACGCAGCUCUCACUAGGGAGAAGAGCGUCAAGAACCCAGAGGAUCUCCGCCGACGAGGUAGCGUGGACGAGCGAACCAUGACUCUUACAGCUGGACGACUUUACAUCGCAAACCCUGAUUAAUGAGAAAUGGUUACUUGUGCUGCGUUCCUUCACAUCGGCAUUUCAUUUUCAAGGCCGAAGAUACACUACGGUGUACAGGACGUU
Messenger RNA from Hypoxylon trugodes, 1438 nucleotides. RefSeq lists its product as uncharacterized. NCBI's taxonomy places the organism in Eukaryota, Fungi, Ascomycota, Sordariomycetes, Xylariales, Hypoxylaceae. The coding region runs from base 323 to 1354 and encodes 343 amino acids. The record is from RefSeq and is a predicted model, not a curated record. The transcript has a single exon.